This is a messenger RNA of Tinamus guttatus (white-throated tinamou), 3729 nucleotides long. Lineage: Eukaryota; Metazoa; Chordata; Aves; Tinamiformes; Tinamidae. The record is from RefSeq and is a predicted model, not a curated record.
UCUUGGAGUGGAGUAGAGACCAGUAUCAUGUUAUGUUUGAUUCAUACAGAGACAAUGUUGCUGGUAAAUCAUUUCAGAAUCGGCUUUGCUUACCCAUGCCCAUUGAUGUGGUGUACACCUGGGUGAAUGGCACAGAUGUGGAACUGAUCAAAGAAUUGCAACAGGUUAGAGAACAGAUGGAGGAAGAACAGAAAAUAAUGAGGGAAAUCCUUGGAAAGAAUGCUACAGAACCAACCAAAAAGAGUGAGAAGCAACUGGAAUGUUUGCUGACACACUGCAUUAAAGUGCCAAUGCUUGUCCUGGAUCCUGCACUGCCUACCAACGUCACCCUGAAAGAUCUGCUGUCCAUUCAUCCUGCUUUACAAGCUGCUAACAAUAUGUUCUUUGUCGCAAAACCAAAAAAUCCUUCUACCAAUGUGACAGUAAUUGUUUUUGAUAGCCCUAAGGAUGCUGAAGCUGCCCAUUCCGGAAUGUUAAAAGACAGCAGCAAACAGAUAGUAUGGAGGGGUUAUUUGACAACAGACAAAGAAGUUCCAGGCCUAGUGCUGAUGCAAGACUUGGCCUUCCUUAGUGGAUUUCCAGCUACAUUCAAAGAAACGAAUCAGCUACGAACAAAGCUACCAGAGAGUCUGGCCUCCAAAGUCAAACUGUUGCAGCUCUAUUCAGAAGCCAGUGUGGCUCUCUUGCAGCUUAAUAACCCUAAGGGUUUCCAAGAACUGAGCAAGCAAGCAAAGAAGAACAUGACUAUAGAUGGAAAAGAAUUGAUGCUUAAUCCUGCUUAUUUACUUUGGGACCUCAGCUCUGUCAGUCAGUCUAAACAGGAUGAAGAUAUUUCUGCCAGCCGUUUUGAAGAUAAUGAAGAGCUGAGAUAUUCCCUGCGGUCAAUAGAGAGGCAUGCCCCUUGGGUGCGACAUAUUUUCAUUGUCACUAAUGGGCAGAUUCCUUCCUGGCUUAACCUGGAUAAUCCUCGGAUAACUAUAGUGACGCACCAGGAAAUAUUUCAGAAUGUGAGUCACUUGCCUACAUUCAGUUCACCGGCUAUCGAAAGUCAUAUUCAUCGUAUCAAUGGCCUCUCUCAGAAGUUUAUUUACCUCAAUGAUGAUGUUAUGUUUGGAAAGGAUGUUUGGCCUGAUGAUUUUUACAGUCAUUCUAAAGGCCAAAAGGUUUACUUGACUUGGCCUGUGCCAAACUGUGCAGAGGGUUGUCCUGGCUCAUGGAUUAAAGACGGUUACUGUGAUAAAGCCUGUAAUAACUCAGCCUGUGACUGGGAUGGAGGUGAUUGCAUUGGUAACAGUGGAAGUAGUCGCUACGUUGCUGGAGGUGGUGUGGUCGGAGGCUUAGGGAAUGGACUCCCAUGGCAGUUUGGUGGAGGAAUAAGUGGUGUUUCUUACUGUAACCAAGGCUGUGCUAAUUCCUGGCUAGCAGACAAAUUCUGCGAUCAGGCCUGCAAUGUCCUCCCCUGUGGAUUUGAUGCUGGUGACUGUGGGCAAGAUCACUUUGAAGAGAUGUACAAAGUGACACUUCAGCUCAAUCAGACUUACUAUGUUAUUCCAAAAGGUGAAUGCCUGCCCUAUUUCAGCUUUAGUGAAAUAGCCAAGAAAGGAAUUGAGGGUUCCUAUAGUGAUAAUCCAAUUAUCCGGCAUGCUUCCGUAGCUAACAAAUGGAAGACUAUCCACCUCAUAAUGCAUAGCGGCAUGAAUUCAACCGUGAUCUAUUUUAAUCUUACGUUUCUAAAUAAAAAUGAUGAGGAGUUUAAAAUGCAGGUAGCUGUUGAAGCUGACACUAGAGAGGAGCCAAAACUGAACGCAACCUCCACACAAAAAUCUACUGCAGAACAUAAAACUCCAACUUCAGUACCAGAAGCUGAAAUGAUAUUUGAGGAUAUUCCUGAAGAAAAGCGCUUUCCAAGAAUCAGGAAACGUCUGAACAACACGAUGGAGGAUCUCCACGAAGUGGUGAUAAUGCCAUCAGUUAAUGUGUCUCUGCUUCCCAAAGAUGUUCAGCAAGCUCUCCAGAACUUGGAAUUAAAACUGGUAAAUGGAGAUAUCACUCAGAAAGGAUUUAAUGUAUCCAAGGCUGCUCUCUUGAGACCUUUUCAGUUCUUGACUACAGUAAAGAUCAAUGCAAGCCUGGAAAAGAAGGGUGUGGGUUAUAGUUCAGAAAAUCAGAAGAACUAUACGAGUACGCAUAAGGCUCAUAAAGUUUUGAAUGAUAGCAAAAUAGAAACAACAAUGAAAGCAAAUGAAUUAUUUUCUUCAAGGCUGAUAGGGACAAAGGGCAGUGUUGUGACAACGAACACAAACAAGCUUGCUUCUAAAAUAAGCCCUAAAUCCCCACUUCCAGCCCAGAGCAUGGGAAAUGGAAAUGAAUCUCAAGAGAAAGUAUUGAAUGCACUCAUGCUAAAGGGAACCCAGAAACCAAAAAAUACUGGGAAUGUAGAGAUUGGAGAAAACAUAGAGGGAAUGGAAGGAGAAAAAGGACACAAACAGCUGGAUACAAAUAUAAGAGAGGGGUUACUGGGAAGAAAAUUACAGUAUUAUGCUGGAAGUGACCAAGGCUUUUUGCCGUGGGAGAAAAAGAAGUAUUUCCAAGACCUUCUUGAUGAAGAAGAACUAUUACUCAAACAGAUGUCCUACUUUACUGAUGGUAAACAUUUUGGAAGGCAGUUGAAAGACACGUUUGCUGAUUCCCUCCGAUACGUAAAUAAGCUUUUAAACAGCAAAUUUGGAUUUACAUCUCGGAAAGUCCCUGCUCAUAUGCCUCACAUGAUUGACCGCACUGUUAUGCAAGAGCUACAGGAUAUGUUUCCUGAUGAAUUUGACAAAACAUCGCUUCAUAAAGUGCGACAUUCAGAGGAUAUGCAGUUUGCUUUUUCAUAUUUCUACUAUCUUAUGAGUGCAGUCCAGCCACUAAAUAUUUCCCAGAUCUUUGAUGAGGUUGAUACAGACCAGUCAGGCAUAUUGUCUGACAGAGAGAUUCGCACAUUGGCCACAAGAAUCCAUGAACUACCAUUAAGUUUGCAGGAUUUGACAGGUCUAGAACAAAUGCUAAUAAAUUGCUCUAAAGCUCUCCCUGCCAACAUCACGAGGAUUGACGUCAUUCCACCAACUCAGGAAGCGUAUUAUGAUCCCAAUCUGCCUCCUGUGACUAAAAACCUAGUUACUAAUUGCAAACCUGUGAUUCAAAGAAUCCGCAAGGCGUACAAGGACAAAAACAAGUAUAGGUUUGAAAUCAUGGGAGAAGAAGAAAUUGCCUUCAAAAUGAUCCGCACGAAUGUUUCUCAUGUAGUUGGUCAACUAGAUGACAUACGAAAAAAUCCCAGAAAAUUUGUUUGCCUGAAUGACAAUAUUGAUCACAAUCAUAAGGAUGCUCAGACAGUGAAAGCAGUGCUUAGGGAUUUUUAUGAAUCAAUGUUUCCCAUACCUUCCCAAUUUGAGCUUCCAAGAGAGUAUCGGAAUCGUUUUCUUCAUAUGCAUGAGCUCCAAGAAUGGAGAGCAUACAGAGACAAGCUCAAAUUCUGGACCCAUUGUGUUCUAGUAACACUUAUUGUAUUUACAGUCAUCUCAUUUUUUGCUGAGCAGGUUGGGGCCUUAAGUAACUCUUUCCGUGGUCUGAUGAAGAGGGUGUAAUUCUUGAAAGUUAAUUGCACUUAAACGAAAGAUAUUUCCAAGAAGAAGGAUCCAAAAGGAAGCUGGUCAUGAACGAAUCAAAGUGUAGAAGAGCUUUAUU